Prionailurus viverrinus (fishing cat) is the source of this 3165-nucleotide messenger RNA. It is a transcript of the gene F2RL2, whose product is annotated as coagulation factor II thrombin receptor like 2. Lineage: Eukaryota; Metazoa; Chordata; Mammalia; Carnivora; Felidae. The transcript is spliced from 2 exons. The coding region runs from base 160 to 1302 and encodes 380 amino acids. Gene Ontology annotation, cellular component: membrane. Gene Ontology annotation, biological process: positive regulation of Rho protein signal transduction; thrombin-activated receptor signaling pathway; phospholipase C-activating G protein-coupled receptor signaling pathway. The record is from RefSeq and is a predicted model, not a curated record. Gene Ontology annotation, molecular function: thrombin-activated receptor activity.
UGGGCAAGCUUCCCAGUCUGCGGAGCAUGCGACAGACAGCACGCUCUACGGCGAGAACAAGGGUUCCAUUUGCUGUUCACACACGAAACCGAGGGGAAGCUGUGCUCCCUAAUUUUACACGUUUAACAACAUUUGAGAAACGGGACUCAGGUCACCAAGAUGAAAGCCCUCAUCUUUGUAGCUGCUGGAGUCAUGCUUCUGUCGCCCACUUUUUGUCAAAGCGUUGCAGGCAUGGCAAAUGACGUACACAACUUGGCAAAACCAACCUUACCUAUUAAGACCUUCCGUGGGGCUCCCCCAAAUUCUUUUGAAGAAUUCCCCCUUUCUGCCAUAGAAGGCUGGACAGGAACUACCACAACUGUAAAAAUUAACUGCCCAGAAGAAAGGGUUUCAAAUCUCCACGUGAAUAAUGCUACCAUGGGGUACCUGAGCAGCUCCUUAAGUACCAAACUGAUCCCAGCCGUCUACAUCCUGGUGUUUGUAGUAGGUGUGCCAGCCAAUGCGGUGACCCUGUGGAUGCUCCUCUUCAGGACCAGAUCCAUCUGUAUGAACAUCUUCUACACCAACCUGGCCAUGGCAGACUUUCUUUUUUGCAUCACACUGCCCUUUAAGAUAGCUUACCACCUCAAUGGGAACAACUGGGUAUUUGGAGAGGUGAUGUGCCGGGCCACCACAGUCAUCUUCUAUGGCAACAUGUACUGCUCCAUUCUGCUCCUCGCCUGCAUUAGUAUCAGCCGCUACCUAGCCAUUGUCCAUCCUUUCACAUACCGAGGUCUGCCCAAGCGUACCUACACCUUGCUGACAUGUGGACUGGUGUGGGCAACGGUUUUCUUAUACAUGCUGCCAUUCUUCAUCCUGAAGCAGGAAUAUUACCUUGUCCAGCAGGACAUCACCACUUGCCAUGAUGUCCACAACACAUGCGAGUCCUCAUCACCCUUCCAACUCUACUACUUCAUAUCCUUGGCAUUCUUUGGAUUCUUAAUUCCCUUUGUGGUCAUUAUCUACUGCUACACAGUCAUCAUUCGGACGCUUAAUGCAUAUGAUCACAGAUGGCUGUGGUAUGUUAAGGCGAGUCUCCUCAUUCUUUUGAUUUUCACCAUUUGCUUUGCUCCAAGCAAUAUUAUCCUCCUUAUUCACCACGCUAACUACUACUACAACAAUACUGAUGGCUUAUAUUUUGUCUAUCUCAUAGCUUUGUGCCUUGGGAGCCUGAAUAGUUGCCUAGAUCCACUCCUUUAUUUUCUUAUGUCAAAAAUCAUAGAUCACUCCACUGUUUACCUUACAAUGGUGAAAUCACCUUAGAGAACCAGGAACGCCAUCUGUGAAAACACACCUUCUUGGGACGAUAUAUGCCCAGUACAAAGGGUUCUACCCUCUAACUCUAUUCUUGAGCUCCUAAGAAAUACUGCCUCAAAAUAAAACACUACAAAAGCACUUUUUUAUUUUAAUACUUUUUCAGGAUUUUAAGAGUGUCAGUGCAGAAGAAAAGAUAUGAUCAUCUUUAGGGCAACUGACACACUUGCCUGAUGGUACUUCAAGACCUUUAAUUCUCCAUCUUCCCUACUUCCAGUAGGUUUCAACCCUACAUGUCCUGGAGGAGGAGGUGGGACAAGGGCAAAGCACAGGGAGAAGCUAACAUCUCAGUUUUCAGUGUUUGGCGUCAUUUUUGAUUCGUCUUCCUUCUCCAACUCUCACACAGGUGGUGCCUCAUCAGCUCACUCGAAGUGAUUUUUAUCACUAGGGGCCAUUACCUUAAUCCCACAUUUGCCUUCUAACCAUUCUUUUCACUGCCAGCCUAUUCUAUGUCACUGGCCAUUGCCAGAUUAAUCUUCCUGAGAUCAUAUUGAACACAUCACUCAAAAAUCCCAGCUCACACACUGCCAAUGAUUGUUCACUGUUUUGGAAUAAGUUAUAAAUCUUUAGCCUGACAUUCAGAGAUAAUUUUCGAACUUUGCUUCCCAAUAAACCUUGCCUGCAAAGUAGGCACCAGCCAAGCUUCUUGAUUUGCUAUAAUCUUGACUUCUCCUUUCUGCUCUUGCUUCUCUAACUGUAAAGCUGUUUUUAACAUGUUUGCCUUAAUUCUUUCCAUCUCUUAAAGUCUUCAAUGGACCAUUCUUCUGAUUCUCAAGCUAGAAGUUCAUUUUUCUCAUCUCCCUUUCUUGUAUUUUUGACAUUUAUAUACAAAUAUUAAUUUCAUAAAUACUUAUUAAACACCCUGUAUAGUAAAGAAGGGGCUACUCCUCUCCCUUCUUUAGUUUCCUGUAGACCCAAGUCUUCUCAGGGUUUGUGGGGCCCAGAUCCAUGCUCUGUAUAACAUGUUGCUGAGUGAAUGAAUAAAAUCUCAAAGCAGCAAAACAGUAUGAAAGCCCAUUCAAUUGUUACUCAGAAGGCAAGGUACCUUGUAUGACAAGGGACAUUAUUUUUUGGUUGGGCAUGUAAAAAAAAAAAAAAAGGUAAGUUAGAACAUACUCAUAAAAUCAUUUAAAAGUUCAAAAUAACAAAACAUUAAAAAAUUAAAAAAAAAAAGGGUGGGGUGUCUGGGGGUCUUAGUCGGUUAGGCAGACUUUGGCUCAGGUAAUGACCUCACGGUCCAGGAGUUCCAGCCCUGUGUUGGGCUCUGUGCUGACAGUUCAGAGCCUGGAGCCUGCUUCAGAUUCUGGGUCUCCUUUUCUCUCAGCCCCGCAUUGGGUACAGAGAUUACUUGAAGAAAAAAGAAAAAAAAAACAUAAAAAGAAACCUAAAAUAAGUUUUAAGAUGACAGAAACUUCAAUGAAAGGAAUUGGUUUCUGCAAAUAAAGCCAUCAUAUGUAAUACAGUUUCACGUAAAAGAAAAAUGUAGUAAUAUUCACUUGUUAAAAGCACACAACUCUUGUGCAGUAAAUAUAUACGUAGCAAAACAGAACGUUUUUGGGUAUCUAAUUCACAAAGUCUCAAGGAAAGCCUUCAAUUUUAAAAUAGCUCACAAUUCACUGCCUCUGGUGAACAAAGUGUGUUUUCUGUUAAGUAUGUGCCAACAUGCGCAUUACCCAGCCUUUCUCCUGAGACAAAAGGAAUUUGGUUUCUACACAAGGUUACACUUGAAAUACUAUUAACGAGGAGCAAGACUUCUCACCAGCUUAAAUCCCUGUCCUCAACCUUUGAUAAAACUGGCCAUCCGUUCCAUGC